UGCCAUUCAUCUCUUCCCAACCAAACGAGCAAGUGUAGCGUAUGGAUUUCCUCCUAUCGAACUUUUUCCUUUUCCAACAAGUGGAAUAAUAAUUAAUCAAAUAAACUCAUAAAUCGACAAUAACUCCAUCAAAAUGCAAUCAAUUUAAAUCUCUUCAGUGUUUCUCUGUUAUCAUAUCAACAAUUCACAAAGUGUUUUACUUAAAAAUUGAAAAUAUUUCAACAUUUUCCGCCCCACUGCCAACUUUCACUCUUCCUUUUAUAUCUUUUAUAUAUCUUACCUUUUGUGUUAUAAGCUUACAAGAAAUAUACCAGAUUCGCUAAAAAAAUCUUAAAUACUUGAAAACCUAAAACCGCUCGGCCAAACGUCCGAUACAAAAAAGUUCAACCAAAAGGAAAAAAAGAAGCAGUGAAAACGACCUCAAGUAGUUUUUGAAGAAAUGAGUGGAGACGAAAAAAUAAUCCGUGUUGGAUCUAGAAAAAGUGAAUUGGCUUUGAUUCAAACAAAACAUGUGAUCGCUCGAUUGCAGAAGAUCUUUUCUCAUAGAAAAUUUGAAAUUCAUACCAUGUCAACAAUUGGCGACAGAGUAUUGAACAUAUCGUUGCCAAAAAUCGGUGAAAAAUCUCUCUUUACCCGUGAUUUGGAAGAUGCUCUUCGGAAUGGAGGUGUGGACUUUGUUGUUCAUUCACUGAAAGACCUGCCGACAGCAUUGCCCGCUGGAAUGGCAAUCGGUGCUGUUCUGGAGAGAGAAGAUGCCCGCGAUGCACUUGUGUUGAAUGAGAAGUUCAAAGGGAAUACCAUCAAAUCACUGCCUAAAGGAAGUAUAAUAGGAACAUCUUCCCUUCGACGAACAGCACAAAUUCGACGCGAAUACCCGCAUUUGGUUGUGUGCGACAUUCGUGGUAAUCUCAACACCCGAUUAGCAAAACUAGACGCCCCAGGCUCGAAGUUCGCUGGUAUUAUACUUGCUCAAGCCGGUCUUGUGCGAAUGGGAUGGAUGAAUCGCAUAAGUCAGAUUCUUGAACCGUCUGACCUGUUGUAUGCUGUGGGUCAAGGAGCUCUGGCUGUAGAGUGCCGAUCAAAUGACCAGGAGAUCCUGAAAAUGUUGCAGGCUUUGGUUUGUCUACCAACAACGUGUCGUAUAUUGGCCGAACGUAGUUUUCUCAAGACUCUCGGAGGUGGCUGCAGUGCUCCGGUAGCGGUUUGCUCAACUUUGAAUGGUUGCCUUAACGAUGACAAUUGUGGAGCUGGUAUGAAGGUCCUCGGAGCGGUAUGGAGUUUAGAUGGAACAACAGAAAUUCGCAAUGAACUUUCCUGCUCUCUAGAAUUGGAACGGCAUAAGUUCGAUAUCAAUGCGAAUAACGAUGGUUCACCACCGUCAAAACGUGCCCGAAAAGACGGCAGUGAAAGUCCGGAGAGUAAACGAGCCAGCCCUACGGUGAUAAAUGAUGAUUUGAAUUCUGGUCUGCUAGAGAAAUUCACCGACAUCCAGCAGUUGAUUAAUAUCCAUGGAGAACUCUUUAAAAAGUGUCCAUUUAGUGCGGUGCACUUGAAGAAUCGUGAGGAGAAUGGCAACUCUACAGAAUCGAAACCAAUCAAAGAUGAGUGUCCGCUGAAGAUACCAGUUGGUCAGGACUUUAUGGGACAGUGUCCGUACGUGGGCACAGAUGUGAAAGUCAAUUCUGCUGAAAUAUGUCCAAUUACGGGUAAUACUCCGCCUGCUGAACCCUUAGACUGUGUGCCCAGCUCGAGUAAAUGUCCAUUCGGUGGAGCCAAACAAACUACAACCACACUGCCAGGCCAUGACAGUUGUCCGUUCCUACAAAAGACAAUAAACAUGUACGAUUAUGGUGACGAACAGAAACCUCAAUCGACAGAAGUGCUUCCAGUACUGACCGAUGACACAAUGAACCUGUUUUGCGGACUAUUUCGUCACAAAUGCUACGAUUAUGAAUUGUAUGCGAAAAGUGAAAAGCUAGGACAAGCUCUAGCCGAUGAUUUGAUUAGUAAAGGUGCUCUGGACGUGAUGAAGUGUGCGCAAGAUGAAAUUCAUAGUAAGGUGUCAUAAGAGAGAGAUGUCGGUCGUACUUCGUACAUAUGACAAUACACGUGCUUUACUUACAAAAAACAUCAUAUCCAAAUCUCCCUCGCCCAGUUUUUUGGUGGUGCUGGUUUGUGGCUAUAAUUGCUAUUAGUCUGGUCCAGGGUACCAUUUAACAUUAUCAGAACAAACUCCCGCCUCUCAAUAUUCUCCUUGGCAAUUCAUUGUUAAAAAUCAUUAAGUUUUUUUUUUAAUUUUUUUGUAAAAAAGACUUUAUUUUUUGUUUAGUGUAAUUGUUUAGUUAAUUUUCAGCGUUAAAGAAGAACAAUUUUUUAUUAUUGUUUUGUUUUUCUCUCUUCUCUAUCAAAUAAAGAGAAGUAAGAGAAGUUUAAGUUAGAUCCGUUUAUAAGAGAAAAACAAUUUAUUUGUGUAUAUACAAAAAUUACGCAUGAUGUUAUGUUUGCCUAUGAAAAAGUGGAACAAUAAUAAUUAUAAGUGUUCAUAGAGAAAAC
Eupeodes corollae is the source of this 2553-nucleotide messenger RNA. RefSeq names its product porphobilinogen deaminase. Gene Ontology annotation, molecular function: hydroxymethylbilane synthase activity. Gene Ontology annotation, biological process: heme biosynthetic process. The transcript has 4 exons. Gene Ontology annotation, cellular component: cytoplasm. The coding region runs from base 440 to 2068 and encodes 542 amino acids. The record is from RefSeq and is a predicted model, not a curated record. NCBI's taxonomy places the organism in Eukaryota, Metazoa, Arthropoda, Insecta, Diptera, Syrphidae.